Messenger RNA from Monomorium pharaonis (pharaoh ant), 2831 nucleotides. RefSeq names its product general transcription and DNA repair factor IIH helicase subunit XPD (gene Xpd). The transcript has 13 exons. The coding region runs from base 370 to 2649 and encodes 759 amino acids. The record is from RefSeq and is a predicted model, not a curated record. Gene Ontology annotation, molecular function: DNA helicase activity; damaged DNA binding; hydrolase activity, acting on acid anhydrides, in phosphorus-containing anhydrides. Gene Ontology annotation, biological process: transcription by RNA polymerase II; nucleotide-excision repair; positive regulation of mitotic recombination. NCBI's taxonomy places the organism in Eukaryota, Metazoa, Arthropoda, Insecta, Hymenoptera, Formicidae. Gene Ontology annotation, cellular component: nucleus.
CUCACGAUUGUCGGAUUGUUCUCGUGAGAUAAACUUCUGAACUUUUCUGUUUUCUCUUUCUCAUUCAUGCUUGCGCUGUGCGUGGUGAAGCUUGAAUGCGUCGCGUUUUCGCACGAAAGAAUAUGAAAACAGGGAAUGUUUUUUCCGAUUACUUUUUCUCUAUGAACGCGUGAUAUUCUUUUCUUUUCGCGUUUGUCGCGAUUACUGGCUUGUUGCUCAAAAGUAACAUAAUAAUUAUGUAAUAACCUAAUUUUAGGCAAAUUUGAAUUUCUUAAUGUAUUUCUAAAUAAAUAUCAGAUUGUAAAAUAUACACAGCUUGUAAAUACAUGUAAAUGUUAUAUAUACAUAUCUGACAGCGCAAACGACAAUAUGAAGAUAAGCGUUGAUGGAUUGAUUGUAUAUUUCCCAUAUGAUUAUAUUUAUCCCGAGCAGUAUGCAUACAUGCUCGAACUCAAACGAGGCUUGGACGCCAAGGGGCAUUGUCUGUUGGAGAUGCCUUCAGGCACUGGCAAAACGAUUACUUUGCUGUCACUUAUUGUGGCAUACAUGCUGGAGCAUCCCUUGGAUGUAACAAAGUUAAUUUAUUGUUCUCGAACAGUACCAGAGAUAGAGAAAGUUAUAGAAGAAUUAAAAAAGCUUAUGGACUAUUAUGAGAUUGAAACCAAAAGCAAGCCAAAAAUUGUCGGUUUAGUUCUUAGCUCGCGUAAAAAUAUGUGUAUUCAUCCUGAGGUCAGUAGAGAGCGAGAAGGUAGAAUUGUGGAUGGCCGUUGUCACUCUCUCACUGCAUCAUAUGUACGAGAGAGACAUAAUUGUGAUGAAUCUACUCCAAUUUGUAAUUUUUAUGAAGGAUUUGAUAUGGAGGGCAGAGGACAAAUUAUCCCUUUGGGUAUUUAUUCUAUCGAUGAUUUGAAAGAAUAUGCGAAAGAACGUAAUUGGUGUCCAUAUUUCCUCGCAAGAUUUACUAUCUUGCAUGCACAGAUUGUAGUGUACAGUUAUCAUUAUUUAUUGGAUCCAAAGAUCGCUGAAACUGUAUCCAAAGAAUUAAGCAAAAGUUCGGUAGUUAUCUUCGACGAGGCGCAUAACAUUGAUAAUGUCUGCAUUGAUUCCAUGAGCGUAAAGAUAAAUAGGAAAAUGAUGGAGAAAAGUACAGCUAACAUACAACUUUUAGAAAAAACUGUGGCUGAAAUGAAAGAAGAUGAUAUAAACAAAUUGAAGGAAGAAUACGAAAGAUUGGUCGAGGGAUUGAAGGAUGCUCAAUUUCAAAGAGAAACUGAUGUAAUCUUAGCCAACCCUAUUUUGCCGAAUGAAAUACUUGAAGAAGUCGUUCCGGGUAAUAUAAGAAAUGCCGAGCAUUUUGUUAGUUUCCUAAAACGGUUCGUCGAAUACUUGAAGACUCGCUUGCGCGUUCAACACGUCGUACAAGAGUCGCCGGCGGCGUUUCUAAGGGAUAUCCAGGCGAAAGUCGCUAUCGAAAGGAAACCGUUGCGAUUUUGUGCACAAAGAUUAACGUCCCUCUUACGCACUAUGGAAAUAACAGAUCUAACUGAUUUUUCUCCGAUAAUCUUAGUAACGCAUUUUGCGACACUGAUCUCCACAUAUACGCAAGGCUUCACGAUAAUAGUGGAACCAUUCGAUGACAAAACGCCGACAGUAUUGAAUCCAAUUUUACAUUUUAGCUGUUUAGAUUCUUCUAUCGCUAUUAAACCCAUAUUUGAUAGAUUCCAAUCUGUGAUAAUUACUUCCGGAACAUUGUCUCCAUUGGAUAUGUAUCCCAAAAUUUUAAACUUUCAUCCAGUCAUAAUGUCCUCAUUUACAAUGACAUUGGCUAGACCAUGUCUUUUACCUAUGAUUGUUGCGAAAGGUAAUGAUCAAGUCGCUAUUUCGUCGAAAUACGAGACACGAGAGGAUGUGGCUGUUAUAAGAAAUUACGGUCAAUUAUUAGUCGAAUUUGCUGCGACGGUACCUGACGGUUUAGUCUGCUUUUUUACAUCAUAUUUAUACAUGGAAUCCGUAGUGGCCGCUUGGUACGAUCAAGGAGUUGUGGAUCAACUUCAGAGGCAUAAAUUAUUGUUCAUUGAAACUCAGGAUUCAGCGGAAACCAGUUUAGCUCUAAUCAAUUACAUAAAAGCAUGUGAGAAUGGCAGAGGAGCUGUGCUACUUUCUGUGGCUCGCGGAAAGGUAUCCGAAGGUGUUGACUUUGAUCAUCACUUGGGCAGAGCUGUGCUAAUGUUUGGCAUUCCUUAUGUAUACACACAGUCACGUAUCUUGAAGGCACGUUUGGAGUAUCUCAGAGAUCAGUUUCAGAUUCGAGAGAACGAUUUCUUAACAUUUGACGCCAUGAGACAUGCCGCACAAUGCGUUGGACGUGCGAUCAGAGGAAAAACGGACUACGGUAUCAUGGUGUUUGCGGAUAAGAGAUUUUCAAGAGUAGACAAGCGAAGCAAAUUACCAAAAUGGAUACAGGAACAUUUAAAUGACAGCUUAUGCAAUUUGUCAACCGAAGAAGCUAUACAAAUCAGUAAAAGAUGGUUACGACAAAUGGCACAGCCAUUUACGCGUGAAAACCAACUUGGAUUGUCAUUAUUAACAAGAGAACAACUUGAGAAAGAAGAGGCUGCCAAGAUUGAACAAAAGGCUCAGCAGAAUUGAUAGUACGAUAUUGGCACUAGGCCGAGCAAUUCGUUUUACUUAGGCAGAAUGUGAUCUAUGCCAUUUACAGAAAAUAUAUUUCAUAUACUGCUUGUUGUACAAAGGCUUAUUUAUAAUUUGUACUUUCGAUCGCAACUGUAUUUAUAAGAAAUGUAAAAUAAAAAAUAUACUUUUCUAAAUAA